AUGAUAGUGAAGGGAAUUCAAGCUGAACCGGAAGAGAAUAGAGAGGUUGAAACUACUAAGGAAGAGGAAGUGGAUGUUGACGACAAGACGGUUGAGGAAUCUGCGAGGGAUCCCAGCUCGACUAUUUCAGACAGUAGCUGCCAAUCGAGCCUUGCGAAACCUAGUCCGGUUCCCGGGUAUAUAUUCCUUAUGUUAUCUCGUAAUUCUUUUUUGUCCUACGGAAAUCCUAUUGCGCGAACUGUUUGUGCCAUGAUUUAAACGUUGCAAGCGUUAUUUCACAGUUCUUCAUGUCCUUCUCGUCUGUCGGGAUGGUCUGUUUCUUCUGCUGACUCUAGAUCGGAAAAUCCUUGCCUCGCUUCUGCUUCCCCCUUGCCUCGCUCCCUCUUCCCCCGGACAAAACGUUUUCGCUCAGUUAUGGAGUUUAUUCAGUAUACUAGGUUAGCAGAUGAAAUGGGAAUCUAUGAACGCAAAUCACGGACUUACGACCUUUAUAUUUUUUGACUGGUUAAAACACCAAGUCUGUAUCCAGGCAUGAUCCUCUCGCAUCUCUUGAACAUCAUGUUUUGAUUGCCUUUCGGUUUUCUUUGCAUUAUCCUGCAUUGCCUAUGGAAUGAUGAUUUUUUCUUUCGUCAGAAGGAUAAGAGGCCCCGCAAGGCGAUCGACAAAGGGAGGCUGGACAGAAGAGGAAGUGAGUAGUUCUGUUCACGACGUGAAUGUGAACUGGCGGAUAUUAACAAUACUUUGUUAGUUGCGGUGUAUCCAUCAUGAGAUACCGUGUUGUUUGAAAGGAUUCUAUCUCUAAUCAUUUCAUGUUUUUUUGUAGCUGAUAAUCAUUUUCAUAAUGAAUUUUUUCCCUUGCAUCUCUGCCUAUUUGCUGAAUUUAUUAUCUUAUUACAGGAUGAAAUUUUGGCUAGAGCAGUGAAACAGUUCAAAGGGAAAAACUGGAAGAAAAUAGGUACAUAUAACUUUACUUUUUAUUUUUUCUUUUAGCUCGACUCCAGUUUGAACCCUUGCCAAUGUGUGUGUUAGAGUUAUGCCUUCUGUAUGAUUAAGAUGUUGCAUAACCUCCGAUAUUGCCUGAAAUCCGAUGCCCAAUUUUGAUCCUUUCCUUUUAAAAGUAGGCGAGCUAUUCAGUAAGAGAAUACUCGAAGGUUGUCUAUGCUUGCCUUCCCCUGCUGUUUACUAUUAUUUCACUGCUACUACCAACAUAAGCAAUAAUUUUUCAUAAUUAUUAACAGACACAUGCAUACAUAUUCCCAAUUACUCGUGUAAAUAAACCGCUCGCUAUUGUUAAUUAAAGACAUAACAGGAUUAUAACGUCUGAUGAGUUGCCUGAGCUUUUUCCUAUGGAAAAAAAGGAACCCACUUCGUAUCCAAGGUGUUGCAAGCAUGAUAGAUCCUUUAAUCAGUUGUGAACGAUUUUUUUUCAGAUUUUCUUGCCUGUUCAUCCUCCCUGUCAAGCAGACCUGUAUGUGUGAAACGUGGUGAUUUUCUAGGCUAUUUUUCGAGCUAGCUUCGACACAGAAUGAAGUUUACAUUAUUGUUUAUGUUUUUUAUUUUUAAAAAUAUACCUUUUUUAUCUUUUGCAGCUGAGUUCUUCCCAGGUCGAUCAGAUGUUCAAUGUCUUCAUCGUUGGCAGAAGGUUCUCGAUCCUGAGCUUGUUAAAGGAGCAUGGACCAAGGAGGUGUGAUCUGAAUCUGCGACUCUUUUGCUUUCUAGACAUCUGUAGAGCAAUGGACAUAUUGUUUGUCACUAAUAUGUUUCCAUUUUGAUACAUAGGAAGAUGAAUGUAUUAUAAAGCUGGUGAAUAAAUAUGGUGCUAAGAAGUGGGCAACCAUUGCGAACAAAAUGACUGGUCGGAUUGGUAAACAAUGUCGUGAGAGGUAAGAGAACAGCCCUUGGAAGUUAGUUUUAGAUGAUCAACUGCUUUAAAAAAUCCUUUUAUCUCCGAGUGUAAACAAAUCAUUCUACUAUUGAUUUAUCAUAUUGAUAACUUUUGAUCUAUUUGGCUUCAAUAUUUGAUAUGAAAUCUCAUAUGUUUAUUUUCUAGAUCCACCUUUUAUGUAACCGCUUAAAGUUCAGAUGUUCUUUACAAAUUCUAUACGAACAUCAUCGGCAGUUUAAACUUUGUGGCAUAUUUGAAGAUUACGUGGAUCAUAUUUGGUGGUUUUAGUAAAUGAUGUUUGACUUCUUGGGACUUCGUUAUUUAUUUUGUUUUUCGGAGAUGUUCUUCUUAGCUUCAACGUUCUGAAAAUAUCUUAUUCAAGAAGUGUGGAGUUUCACUGCAAUAGAGAAAAAAUGUCCAGACUAAUGGAAUAAGAAAGACUGUAUUUUUACAAAGGACAAGCAUGUUUGGUAAAUUUUAUGAAAAAGUCGAUACUGUGCUCACAAACUUGGAAUGGUGAAUAUGAGGAGAUUCUGUUAUAGAGAAGGCUUGAGAAUUGCAUGAUGUUGUGAAUAGGGAAGAUCAGGACAAUAUCAGGAGAGAUUUCAAGGAAAGGGGAUGUCAGGAGGUCCUUGACACAUUAUUCGUUGUCCAGAGAGGUAUGGGUAGUGUGUAGAGAAAUGAAUAGAUGAAGAUCAGGGUAGUACUGAGCGAAAUAACAGGAAAAGUCACUGCAAAACUGAUGUUAAUAAAGGCCGUGGCCCAGGAUCUGUUCUCAAUGAUGGUAUGUUACCGGCUGCGGAGAUAGGUUUAAGAAAUGCAGUUAGUGAAUAGGCGAAGAUCAGAGUAAUACUGCUCAAACUUCUGGGAAAAUAUGUUGAAGACUGAUGUGAGAAAAGGCCAUAAUGCAGGAUUCCUGGUUGUGACUAAUACAGUAUUUUGUUGGCCACUUUGCCAAAUGAUGAUUGAAGUCAACAUUGGUGAACGAGUGACUUAUGUUGGCACUGGGUGCGGAAAAAAUGAGAUCUUGAUGUCACUUGAAGAUUUUUUUGUUAGCACAUGUUUUGUCGCUUAACUAUCUGGUACAAUCCAUUGCGUAUAAUUGACGGCCAGCUUAAGCAUCUGCCUGCUAACACGUAAAUCUUCCGCAUGCCAAUUGUCUCGUACAACACCAAUCUGUAUUUCAAGGACGGUUCAAUAGUCACUCUAUGGCAUACCAUCUAAAAUUUUAUGGAGAUUGAUGUGUUCAUUCACCUUCUGGGCCUAGACGCAGUCUUAUGCUGCGAUUUUAAUGUCUUUGGUCUUUCUCUGGAAGGAACUAAUGCAUAUAAAGAAUAUUUUUUUCUGGAAUGUAUGUAUUCACAUGUGCCUCUUUUAGGUGGCACAACCAUCUAAAUCCGGCGAUAAAGAAAUGUGCUUGGACGACAGAGGAAGAGAUCGUCCUAAUUCGUGCUCAUGGGAUGUAUGGAAACAAGUGGGCAGAAAUAGCUAAGCUUCUUCCAGGAAGGUAUUUCUUCAAAUUUUCAUCCUGCUCUUUUGUGCAUAGUAUCAGCAUACACUUGAUUAAAUGGCAAACCCGUUAUGGAUUUCAUUGUCUCCGUUGAGGCAAGAAAUUCAUAUUACAUCGUCAAGAAGACCAAGAUAAUGCCUCAUUUUUGUUAAAUCUGUCUACUUUAUAUCAGCCUUGUUUAUACAACUCUGUUACUUUGCUCUUCGUUGGCUUAUAUAUAUACAUUAAUUUUUAAUUUUAUUUUUUAUGGAAUGUUGGUUUACUUUGGUCUCAAUUGUUCAUUUCGAAUAUGGCAGGGCUGAUAAUUCGAUAAAGAACCAUUGGAAUUGUUCUGUGAAGAAGAAGCUGGAUUCAUAUUUAUCUUCUGGUCUUCUUGAUCCGUCAAACAAAAAUGGCGCACUUGAUUUGAACAGUGGUUCAUCAGUCAGGGGACACCCGCAUGAUUUGGCUACUCAAAAGGGGAGUAUGGAACUUGAUGAAAAUUCAACUACGGUGGCAGCUUUUAAGGCUUCUUUCACCAGUUUCCCUCGUGAGAAUGAGAGUUCAAGGAAGCCAAGAGAAGAUUCUGAUUACUGUAUAACAGUAGCCCAACCAGUAAGUAUGGAAAUCUCAAGAAGCUCGAGAGGUUUACCUGUUACGAGUCCAACCGGAAGAUGUUCGACUUAUCCGUCAUCUGGAGAAGAUUCCAGCCGUGCUACAGCCCAGAAUUACGAGACCAACUUAUGCUGUAAAGAUGAUUACCCUGACAGGACAACCGCAGAUCCCAUAAUGCCUACCACCACUCAGCCAAAGCCACAUGCUCAAAUGGCGAUUCAUAGGCUCACGAAAGAAUUAUUUGCAUCUCCUGAAAAAUUGGAGAGACAUGCUAAAUCGAUAGAUGCUCCGGGCACAUCUUCAAAGCUCAGUGAGCAAAGUACCCCACCUAUACUGGAGAAAACACCGAUGGAUAUCGAGAAAGAUGCUGAUUUUAGUGAAACUCCCUGCACACCGGUACCUGUUGAUAUGGAAGUCCUUGAUCAUGACCGCUAUGCCCCUUCUCAGUCGAGUGGUCUGCAUAAAAACAUAAGAAAGUUCAGAAUUUUGGAAUCGGAUAAGUCUUCAGUUGAAUUUGGCAGUACAGAUUUUUAUCAUGACCCACCAAAAGAAGCUUCAAAGGCGACUUCUGUGAAGUUUUGGGAUCCAGAGACUAUACUGAGGAAUGCGGCAAUGACCUUCAGGAAAACACCUUCUAUCAUUAGCAAAGGACGUCAAAACAGUUUUGCGCUAUCACCUACGAUGACACCUUGUAAGGCUGCGGAUGAUUCUACACCAAAGGCUGAAAGUGUAGCCAGCUCUAUGGCACACGCACAUUUAGAUCAAUCCGAAAUUGAAAUGCAUGAUGAUAAGGAGUCAAAUGAUGCUCAGCACGUUAGGCAAUUGUUCCCAUCAUCUUCAGCUCCUUCGAAGUCCAGAAUAUGUGGUGCUGUUGAAUCAGUGGAGACAAGGCUAGAGCAUACCUCUGAUGGGGAGUGGAAUGAUACUAAUACAAGCAAUUCCCCUGCAUUUAAUGCGGGAAAGCGGAUAAAGAUUCCAAAGAACUCUCAAGACCAGCCUGGUAGCUUAGGUCGUAGUUUUUCUAACCGGAUUCAUGAGAGAAUUGCCACUUAUGAUUAA
Messenger RNA from Spirodela intermedia, 5048 nucleotides. The record is from the annotation of a GenBank genome assembly. Lineage: Eukaryota; Viridiplantae; Streptophyta; Magnoliopsida; Alismatales; Araceae.